This is a messenger RNA of Anopheles coustani, 805 nucleotides long. Its product is annotated as probable RNA-binding protein 18. The transcript has 4 exons. The coding region runs from base 95 to 700 and encodes 201 amino acids. The record is from RefSeq and is a predicted model, not a curated record. NCBI's taxonomy places the organism in Eukaryota, Metazoa, Arthropoda, Insecta, Diptera, Culicidae. Gene Ontology annotation, molecular function: RNA binding.
UUUGCUCCUUCGUGAAAACAAAUUUGUGCUUGUGCUGAAAAACCUGAAAACAAACUGCAAUCUGGUGUAGUUCCAUAUUUUUCUGUUGUCCAAAAUGGAUCGUGUUGAGUUCGCAUCGCAGGACGACAGAAGGCUUUGGUUGGGAAACCUGGACAGCCGUAUCACCGAGUAUCAACUACUGAAAAUCGUGCAAAAAUACGGCACAAUUGAAAAGUUCGACAUGCUGUUUCAUCGCUCCGGACCGCUAGCAGGAUACCCCAGAGGUUAUGCGUUCGUCACGUAUGAAAAUCACAAAGACUCAGAAUCUGCACUGCGCAGGUUGGAUGGAAAGGUGGUCGGUGAAAAAACGAUCGUGGUUCGAUGGGCUAAGCAUGUGAACCGCGACGAUACGGACAAAUCGAAGCCAAAGCUAGAAAUACCUUGCCUUGCCGGAGGUUCCAAAGGAGGCGCAAAUGGGCCGCUAAGCCAACAGACGAAAAUACAGGCCCUGGAAGCUAAGCUGAAAAUGCUGGAAAGCAGAUCGGACGACCUGAUCAUCAACAAAUCAACCACCGCCGAAAGGCCCAUUAUUGAGCGCUACCAGUACAACAUCAAUCAACCACAGAGGACUGAUCCAAUGAAGAUGAAACGUUCUCAUCAUGCGGGUGGCCGCGGGGGAUCACGAGGUGGGCCAUACCGACAUCCCAAUCGGCACAAAUAGAAUGAACGACGUGAAUUAUUUAACGAAUACUCAUAGAUUUACUUUUAUAAUUUUAACACCGCUACGAUUGAACUAGAAACAAAAAUAAAUAGACAUGAAUUAAUC